Molecule: messenger RNA, 2043 nt
Organism: Pyrus x bretschneideri (Chinese white pear)
Lineage: Eukaryota; Viridiplantae; Streptophyta; Magnoliopsida; Rosales; Rosaceae
Product: zinc finger MYM-type protein 1-like
Exons: 3
Coding region: 1-2043 (680 amino acids)
Source: RefSeq, a predicted model, not a curated record
AUGAAGGACUAUCCUUCUAAUAUUCAAGAUGAGGUCCGCAGAGCAUAUUUGCAAAUGGGACCUUGUAGGCCUACAAAGUAUGAGUUCCCAUACACUCUGCAUGCAAAGAAAAAGCGACGAUUUGUUGUUUCGUGGUUUGAAGAAUAUGAUUGGUUGGAGUAUAGUAUAUCUAAAGAUGCGGCAUUUUGUCUUCAUUGCUAUCUCUUUAAAAUCAACUUUUCACAAUUAGGAAGCGAUGCCUUCACUGGGGUAGGCUUUAAGAAAUGGAAGAAUGCCAGAGAAUGUUUUGACAAACAUGUUGGUCCUAUUGGUAGUUUCCACAAUAAAGCUAGAGAAGUGGCUAGUUAUCUAAUGAACCAAAAGACACAUAUUGAAGCAGUUGUGAUCAAACAAUCAGAAGAAGAGUGUAUGAAAUAUCGUCUUUGCUUGAAUGCAUCAAUAGAUUGUACUAAGUUCUUGUUGCGACAAGGCCUUCCUUUUCGUGGCCACGAUGGAAGUGACACUUCGAAUAAUAGGGGGAAUUAUUUAGAGCUCUUGCAAUUCCUUGCGGAUCAUGAUGAGAAAAUAAAGGAAGUUGUGUUGGAAAAUGCUCCGGGAAAUCUCAAGCUAAUAGCUCCUUCAAUUCAAAAAGAUAUUGUCAAUUCAUGUGCCUUCAAAACUAUUAAGGCUAUUAUGAAAGAAGUGAAAGAGAGUAAAUUCUUUUCUAUAAUGGUAGAUGAAUCACGUGAUAUUUCAACAAAGGAGCAAAUGGCGGUGAUUUUGCGUUAUGUGGACAACAAAGGUCAAGUAAUUGAAAGGUUUGUGGGAGUCCAACAUGUUACCGAAACAACUUCAAGUAAACUAAAGGAGUCCAUUGAUGAGUUCUUGAAACUACAUGACUUGAGCUACUCCAACCUACGAGGUCAAGGUUAUGAUGGUGCGAGUAAUAUGAGAGCUCUUGUUGCCGUAGCAAAGAAAAACUCCGAUGUUGCCGCUUUUUUCACAUUGACUAAUAGUUUGGUAAAUGUUGUUGGAUGCUCAUGUAAGCGUCGUGAUGCACUUAGAGAGAAACAACAAGAAAAUCUCUUGAAAGCUAUUGAAAAUGAUUGUCUUGAAACGGGGCAAGGGUUAAAUCAAGAAACUAGUCUCAAACGUGCUGGGGAUACAUGGUGGAAUUCACAUUAUGGUGCUUUGAUUAGUUUGAUUACAAUGUUCUCAUCUGUGGUGGAUGUGCUUGACAUGAUUGUUGAAGAUUGCUACAAUGAUAGUGCUGGUGAAGCAAAAAAGUUAUUAAAAGAUUUACAAUCUUUUGAGUUUGUGUUCCUCCUCUUUUUUAUGAAAUUCAUAUUAGGAGUUACAAACGAUUUGUCACAAGCAUUGCAAAAAAAAGAUCAAGAGAUUGUGAAUGCAAUGGCUUUAGUCAAGACAUGUAAAGAACAACUACGUUGCAUGAGGAAUGAUGAAAAUUUUGAUCUUUUGGUUGAUAAAGUAUCAUCUUUUUGUGUUGAACAUGAAAUUGAGGUGCCUAAUAUGGAUGAUUUAUAUGUCAUUCAAGGGAACUCAUUGCGUAAGGCUCCAAGAAAGACCAAUCAUCAUCAUUACAAAGUGGAGCUCUUUUUCGAGGUCAUUGAUUUCCAACUUACAGAAUUAGAUGAUCGCUUCGCUGAAGGUAAUACCGAAUUGCUUAUUUGCUUGGCAUGCUUGAGUCCAAAUGAUUCAUUUGUAGCUUUUGAUAAAGAGAAGCUUGUUCGCCUUGCUCAUAUGUAUCCUAAAGAUUUCACGGAUCGAGAUAGAUCGACACUUCAAGAUCAACUUGAUAUUUACAUUCAUUUUGUGCGUUCUGAUAAUGAUUUUUCUCAAUUGCGGGGAAUUAAUGAGCUUGCUAAGAAAAUGGUGGAGAAAGGGUUGCAUCGAACAUUUGCAUAUGUAUAUUUGCUUAUUCAGUUGGCUUUGGUUUUACCGGUUGCAACUGCUUUAGUGGAGAGGGCAUUUUCCGCUAUGAAUAUCAUUAAGGACCAUGAAACCUCGUCGUGGACGCUUGAAUUAGGAUUUUAUAGCUUGUAA